Tripterygium wilfordii is the source of this 803-nucleotide messenger RNA. Its product is annotated as 60S ribosomal protein L14-1-like. The record is from RefSeq and is a predicted model, not a curated record. Gene Ontology annotation, molecular function: RNA binding; structural constituent of ribosome. Gene Ontology annotation, cellular component: cytosolic large ribosomal subunit; ribosome. The coding region runs from base 135 to 539 and encodes 134 amino acids. Gene Ontology annotation, biological process: translation; ribosomal large subunit biogenesis. The transcript has 5 exons. Lineage: Eukaryota; Viridiplantae; Streptophyta; Magnoliopsida; Celastrales; Celastraceae.
CAACGGUUCAAGCCCUCCCCCAAGCGAACUAUAAUUAUAAUAUAAAACCCUAAUUUCUUCUCCCCGUUCCAUCUCUGCAAACUCUCCGCCUCUGUCUCUCGUUACACACUCCCACACACUUCACAAGAUCCAAAAUGCCUUUCAAGAGGUACGUGGAGAUCGGGCGGGUGGCACUCGUCAACUACGGGAAAGACUACGGCAGGCUCGUUGUCAUCGUUGAUGUCCUCGAUCAGAACAGAGCCCUGGUUGAUGCUCCAGAUAUGGUUAGAACCCAAGUUAAUUUCAAGAGGUUGUCUCUAACUGACAUCAAGAUUGAGAUUAACCGGGUGCCCAAGAAGAAGAACCUGAUUGAUGCUAUGGAGAAGGCUGAUGUUAAGAGCAAGUGGGAGAACAGCUCUUGGGGUAGGAAGCUCAUUGUUCAGAAGAGAAGGGCAUCUCUUAAUGACUUUGAUAGAUUUAAAAUUAUGUUGGCCAAGAUCAAGAGGUCUGGAUUGGUGAAGCAAGAACUUGCGAAACUGAAAAAGGAAAAUGCAUCCUAGUCGACAUUUAUAAGAACUUCCCAGUUUUGUUUGCGGUGUUCCUUGAGAUGAUGUUUUUGUAUCUUACUCAUUUUUCUUGUUUAAUUUAGAGAGACCAUCAAUCUGAGAAUUUAGCAAAAAUGAGAUUUUGCAACCUGUUUAAUGUGACCUAUUCUGUCAUGUGGUUCUUGCACUUCAACUUUAUGUGGUGGUGAUGGCCUUUUAGCAUUUAUUUUAUGAUAUUCUUAUUCCUCUUCAAAUUGAUUAUUCAGCUUUGAAGACCUA